This is a messenger RNA of Colletotrichum graminicola M1.001, 1134 nucleotides long. RefSeq lists its product as uncharacterized. The transcript has 4 exons. The coding region runs from base 1 to 1134 and encodes 377 amino acids. Lineage: Eukaryota; Fungi; Ascomycota; Sordariomycetes; Glomerellales; Glomerellaceae. The record is from RefSeq and is a predicted model, not a curated record.
AUGGCUGAAACGUCGUCCGCCGACAAUGUCAGCAUCGUCGGCCGGGUCAGGAGCGCGUCCGUGUCCAUCAUGAACGUGAACCCCCAACUGGGCAUGUGGCAGGCGGCCGGCACGGCGAUCGCGCAUGCGCCCAGCCUCAUGGAGCUCCGCGACCCCGACUCGGGCGGCGACAACAUCGCCUUCACCUCUCAGGGCCACUCGGCGCGCCACGCCGUCCAGGAGCCCCAGGGCGACCUGGCGCUCGUCAGGCCCGUCGCCGGGCGGCGCGCGUCGGCCUUCUCCGACGACGGGCAGCCCGGGUUCCGUAACGUGUUCGGCGACAAGUCCGGCAACAUCAGGGAGGCCGAGGAGCAGCCCGCGUCAGCCGAGACAUUGGACGAGGCGCCUGAGAGCCAGCGGUCCAGCGGAGGCCAGCACUUCCGGCGGCGCCAAAGCCUGUAUGAGAAACACAUGGCCAAGGAGAAGGCGCCGUGGAAGACGACAGUCACCAACGGCCUGAAAGCAUUUUGGAAAUUCUUCCUCACGCCCUCGGGCUUCAUCAUCACGAUUUACUGCCUGAACAUCGUGGGCUGGGGAGCCAUGCUCUUCUUUCUGCUCCUCAAAGCCGCCCCGGCAAUGAACUACCCCACCGCCGACGACGACAACUCGCCCCGGAAGAAGUGGCUCGAGAUCAGCAGCCAGAUCCUUAACGCGCUCUUCUGCGUCACGGGCUUCGGCCUCGCGCCCUGGCGGUUCCGCGACCUGUACCUCUACGUCCGGGCCGUCAACUUCAAGAGCCGGGCGGCCAUGCUGAAGCUCGCCGCGCAGAACAGGGGCUGGUUCCGGCCGCCCGCGUGGGCUGCCGAGGCCGAGAAAGCGCCGCCCGAGACGUUCACGGGCCAGGCCGCGCCGCCGACGGCGCUCUGGAAGCUCGGGUUCACCAUCUGGAUGAUGGUGCUCAACACGUUCCUGCAGGCUGUGCUGUGCUACUUCAUGUGGGGAUACAACCGGCUUGAUCGACCUUCAUGGGCCACUGGCACCUUCAUUGGCUUGGGAUGCGGGGUCGCUAUGCUUGCUGGGCUGGUGUCGUGGUGGGAAGGGCGCAAGGUCAAGAAGAUUGAAGGCCCAGGGGUGAAGAUUGUUCAAGAGGUAUAG